GCGGGGGCGCGCGGGGGCAGAGGGGUCAUGGGGUGGGCGUGGGAGUGCGGACACGUGUGGGGCUGCACGCGCGUGAACGCGGAGGGGCUGAUGGGGGCGCGCGCGGGCGUGCAGGGCGGUGGGCGUGGGGUCAGAUUUGGGGACACGCGUGUGAGGCUAUGGGAACAUGCAGAGGCGUGGGUCUCACCCGUGCGCCCUGCCCACUCCACCCCACGCAGGUCGGGGCGGCCGCUGGGCCCCGAGGAGGCGCUGGGGCUGCUGGAGGCCUCCGUGGUGCACCGGGAAGGAGCCCUGCUGGCGCUGAGCAAACCCCCCGGACUGCCCGUCCUGGGCCACCCCGGGGAACUGAGCCUGUCAGCACUGCUGCCGGCGCUGCGGCGGCGCCUGGACCUCCCCGCCGAGCUCCAUGUGGUGAAAGCUCCCGCCAGGGAGUGCUCUGGCCUUGUCCUCCUGUCCGGCUGCCACCGCGCCACCGAGCAGCUCCAACGGUUCUUCACCACUGCCCGCCGGAGGGGCCAGUUCCCCGCCACGUACUGUGCUGUCACCGUGGGGGUCCCAGCGGAAGCAGAGGGUGAGAUCCGCACCGGGCUGCGCUGGCAGCAGCAGGGUGACACCGCAGCGGUGGUGCCGGUGCUGUCCCCGGGGCGCUACAGCCUGGCCAGGAAGGAGGUGAAGAGCACCCUGACACGCUACCGGGUGCUGGGCGCUGCGGGGGGCUGUGCGCUGCUCCAGCUCCAGCCCAGGACAGCCUUCCCGGAGCAGCUCCCGGUGCACCUGACGCUGCUGCUGUGCCCGGCGCUGGGCGACCACGAGCACUCGUCCCGUGUCGGCAGGGUGCUGGGGGUGCCCUUCCUCCUGCCCCCCGAGGCCGCCCCGACCCACACACAGGUGCUGGAUGAGGAGCUGCUGUCCCGGCUGGGGCUCUCCCCGCAGCAGCUCCGCCGCCUCCCGCUCCACCUCCACCUGCAGCAGCUGAUGCUGCCCCAGGGGGGCUUGCUCUCUGCCCCCCUCCCCCCCCAUUUCCUGCGCACCCUGCGCCUCCUGGGGCUGCCCGAGCACCUAGUGCCCGUGGGGACCCCUGCACCCCAACCUGCUCCCCCUCUGUCACCCCAUUAAAUCCACAACUGCUGCCA
Columba livia (rock pigeon) is the source of this 1133-nucleotide messenger RNA. It is a transcript of the gene RPUSD3, whose product is annotated as RNA pseudouridine synthase D3. The record is from RefSeq and is a predicted model, not a curated record. Gene Ontology annotation, molecular function: pseudouridine synthase activity; RNA binding. The transcript has 8 exons. NCBI's taxonomy places the organism in Eukaryota, Metazoa, Chordata, Aves, Columbiformes, Columbidae. Gene Ontology annotation, biological process: enzyme-directed rRNA pseudouridine synthesis. Bases 28 to 1116 code for a protein of 362 amino acids.